AACUAGAAACCAGUUUCUACCUUUUUGUGAUCUAAUAAAAAAAAGAAUCUGUGAUGAUUUUUUCUGGUGUUUCACAGCAGUUAAAUAAAUGUCAGCAUAAGCGGACCCCUCUCUAAAGGAUGGGAAUAAGAAGAAGCUCAUUGUUGAAGAGCAGUCGUGUGUUCCUCUUCUUUCCCAAUAAGCCUCCUCUGACCUCUCUGUCUUGGAAGUUUAACUCUAAUUGCUGCUUUACAUAAGAAUGAAAUCCAGGCAGGUUCGGCGAGGACUAUUUUUAGAAACGUCUGCAGUCGAACAUAUUUCCGUGGCAUAUGGUCUUAUGAUAAUUGCUAUUACUUCAGUGCACGGGUUUUUGGAAAUAAAUGAGCAACGGGAGCCAACGGGCUUGUGUGUUCCCACGAGACACCAUGGAGGGGUGCUGGUAACCCCCCAUUACACUGCAGCACACGCUCCUACACAUAUCUCGCCAUCUGUUGACACACAGUUGUUAAAAAUAGCAGUCUAGCAGAAGCUUCCUGCGUGGCCGGGACACAGGCACAGCGGGUCCCUGUGCUGUCCUGCAGAACGCCUGAAUGUCUUCACGUCUUUUUCACUGAACUUUUCCUGCAGUUCAUGUCAGUUCCUCUUUGGAUUUUACGUUGAAGGUCGUUUGUGUCUGACAUUAGGGUGAGUUGCUGCGAACCGAACGCCCCAAUGGAGCCCCAAUUUGACCAGUUCAUGCAGUUUCACCCCAUCCAUGGGACAAACGUCAGACUGGACCACACAGGAACUCAGGCUACGCGGGUGGAAAGCUUCGCCAACGGGGUUUGUUUCAGCAAAGCGCCCCUAAAGCCCGGGGAAAUCUUUCUCAUAGAGAUUGAAGAGAAGGAGCUUGGCUGGUGCGGCCACCUUCGGAUCGGUCUGACGGCCAGGGACCCUAAAAGCUUCGAGGUGGUGCCCGAGUACUCCAUCCCAGAUCUGACAGACCAGGGGGACAGCUGGGUGUUUGCAAUCACUCGUAACCACAACAAAGUCAUAGAGGAGGCUGACGUCCCAGAAAACCUAGAUGGAGGCCUUGCAGGAGGUCACAGGCUGGGGCGGGGGGAGGCAGAAGACGAAGAUCAGAGAAAUGGAGACGGCCACAACUUGAAGACGAAAAGUUUUUUCACAGAUACUCACCUUUACAUCGAGAACGUUUGCAUCCCCAAGGACAAGCUGGUUGGUCGCAGUCGGCCUGGACGCUUCAGCCACAUCCUGGAUGAUCUUUAUAAGACCAACGCUCUGCCCCCGACGGCCAGACGCAGCAGAAUAGGAGUCCUGUAUGUCCCAAAGGCCCGAGGUCUGGCUGACAUGCACAUCAUAAUCAACGGAGAGGACAUGGGAGCCUCCGCAAAGGGGAUACCAGCAACCAACCCGCUGCACGCCGUGGUGGACGUCUUUGCCGCCACAAAAAGUGUCCGCAUCGUUCAAUCUCAUCACUGCAAACACUCUGCAGGAAGGCCAUCCAGAACAACAUUGUCCACAGGAUGGCAAUUGACUGGCUGGAGCUACCUGAGACACUAAAGCAUCUCUGCAAAUAUGAAUAAAGCAUAAAUAAAUUAAAAAAUAACUGUAAA
This is a messenger RNA of Oryzias latipes (Japanese medaka), 1592 nucleotides long. It is a transcript of the gene neurl2, whose product is annotated as neuralized E3 ubiquitin protein ligase 2. Gene Ontology annotation, biological process: intracellular signal transduction. Gene Ontology annotation, molecular function: ubiquitin protein ligase activity. NCBI's taxonomy places the organism in Eukaryota, Metazoa, Chordata, Actinopteri, Beloniformes, Adrianichthyidae. The record is from RefSeq and is a predicted model, not a curated record.